Messenger RNA from Lutra lutra (Eurasian river otter), 3303 nucleotides. RefSeq names its product TNF superfamily member 4 (gene TNFSF4). The record is from RefSeq and is a predicted model, not a curated record. The transcript has 3 exons. Lineage: Eukaryota; Metazoa; Chordata; Mammalia; Carnivora; Mustelidae. Gene Ontology annotation, cellular component: membrane. Gene Ontology annotation, molecular function: tumor necrosis factor receptor binding; cytokine activity. The coding region runs from base 197 to 679 and encodes 160 amino acids. Gene Ontology annotation, biological process: immune response.
CCAGUCAAGACCCAACAGUUGCCCUGGGGCUCCGAGCAGGACAGGGGAAAAGGUGAAACAGAGAGCCAGCGGGUGGCGGUCCGCCGGAGACUGUGAAUACCUAAGAGAUGCUGAGAAGGAGAGAAGUCCUUUCUGGCAAGUCGCCCAGUGUCUCUGUGACAGAGCCUGGAGGGAAAGCUGACUGCGGGCUUCCAGGAUGCUAGAAUUCACUGAGCCCAUCUCUGGGAGAGGAUUAGCUUUCUCUGGUCCUGGCACAGAAAUAGAAGCAAAGACACAGGAGGUGCCACCUCAGUAUCCUCCAAUUCAAAGUAUCAGAGUACAAUUUACCAGGUGUGAGAAUGAGAAAGGUUGCAUCAUCACAUCCCCAAACAACGAAGAAACCAUGAAGGUGCAAGACAAUUCCAUCAUUAUCAACUGUGACGGGUUUUACCUCGUCUCCCUGAAGGGCUACUUCUCUGAGGAGCUCAGCCUCAGCCUUUAUUACCGUAAGGGUCGGAAACCUCUCUUCUCCCUGAGCAAGGUCACAUCUGUUGACUCCAUUGGAGUGGCUUAUCUGGCUUUCAAGGACAAAGUCUACUUUAAUGUGACUACUCACAGUGCCUCCUACAAAGACAUUCAGGUGAAUGGUGGGGAAUUGAUUCUCAUUCAUCAAAAUCCUGGUGGAUUCUGUGCCUACUGAGGACCCAAGGGCUGCUCCUGAGCCAGACACCAGAAUGAACAACAAACCAGGGUUGGACAGGACUCUUGAUUCUUCCUUGGGAGUGAAGACACUGUCCUAGCUUAGCCCCCAUAUAUGGCCACAUGGGAUGUGACCAGAAUCAAAUCCCCCAACUCAGGGAUAUUUAAAACUUAUUUUUACGUACCAAUUAACUUUAUUUAUCCUUAUGUCUUCUAAAUCACCUACCCCUCAUCCCUUAUGAUUGCUUCAAGCCCACUAGGCACCUGUACAAGAAUGAGAAAAUAGGUACCUCUUCCUCAAGGCACCUUCUAUCUACUGGUCAGGAGACUGUCAUAAUAAACUUUCUUUAUUGAAAAAGACACUCGACUACCAUUUGCUGGACAUUUGACAUCUGGCUUUGUCAAAAUGAAGAGGACCAAGGAAGGGGCUCUGAAUCGGCCAAAGGUGGCGUGGACUCAUGGUUGGCAGCCAAAACGGUCUCUCCAAGAUGAAAUUAGUUGCGGUUUGCGUAGUGUCUAAUACCUCUGCCAUUUGUUGGAAUUCAAAUGGAAGAUCAUCUUGAGAACAGCUGGAAGGACUUGAAGACAAACAGCUGAGAAAUACUCUGCUCUGGGCUUUUUUUUUUUUUCCCUCUACCACUUUGCUUGCUUUCCCUGCCUCCAUUGUUCUUAAUAGAAAUUUCCCUUCAAAGAAUCAUCCUGGUGAUGUGAUGCUGUGAAAAAUCUAAUCACUGAUUUCAGGAAAACUGAGGGAGAGUUUUCUAAACUGGGAGAGUGAGAUAAUUUAUUGUUGAGGGUUAUCUUUAUGGCAUGGGAGAGCAGUGAAACUGGACAGCUCAGGGUAAAAGUCAGUCAGAAUUUUGGCGGUCUGGAAAGGAAAGCACGUUCUUUGCCUCCGCCAACCAAACCAACACACGUGCAUUUUCCUGCUUAUGCUGAGACACGCACUCAGCCCUAUUUUGUGUACAUGUAUACCGCAUUGCUAGCUUCAAAAAUGAAGCAGUUCUAUUCUUGCCUGCAACUUUAUGUCAAGAUACUCAGAAGUUAUUAUAGUAUAUGAAAAACAAUGAUAUCUGUAAUAUUGCAUAUGAUCUAAUACUGAUAACUGAGACUAGAACGAACAAUAAUCAGCAAUACCAAUAAGGAAAAUGAUCCCUUUAUUUUUAGUUUAUAUAUCCCUCUUGAUGCCUCAGGCUUAUGGCACUGUGGACAAAUUUCCAGACGAUUUGUAAGUUCUCAAAUUUUUGAUGCAGCAAAUGGUUAUCUCCCAUUUUAGACAGACUGCAUAACAUGACAUAGACUCUUUCUGGAUGAUUCUGUGUCAUCAAAGUGAUUGUACUGUGCUGCAGUACAGUGAUAUCUCCAGGAUCUCCAGAAAGGGAGAAGACAGUUUGCCCCAUACUCAAUGGUCUCAAUUGCAUUUGUAUUUUUUCCUAUUUAACAUAGUUUUCCAUCCCCUCUUAAGUGUUUAUUUAUAAGAGAAACUGUGCGUACGGUAAGAGCAACCGAGCUCUGAGUAGCUGUCCAGGCGCUUUCCUAACCGUAGUCAUGGUCACGAUCAUAAUCACAGGUAAACAUUAGUGGAGGGUCUGCGGUGGGCCAGGCAUUGGGCGAAAUGCUUUACAUGAAUUGUUCUGAGCAAGAUAUUCCGUGAUAUUUGUCUUGAUGACUCAGAGGAUUGAAAUAUGUGUGUGUGUGUGUGUGUGUGUGUGUGUGUGUGUGUGUGUAUUUGUUACUCACUAUGGUUUUGGGAAGUUGAAGCUACUCAGAAGAUGGUAACUAAUAAGUAAAUGUUUAUGACUAUAGAUAAUAUUUAAGAAAAUAUAUAUUUACUUUUUAAAGGUUGGAAUUUCUAACUAUAUUUCUCCUGAACAUUCGCAUUCCAGUGGGUUGUCUGUCUCUGCUGUCAGGGUUCUUCCUGACAGACGCCCACUCCCUUUAGGUACACGUGGCUUUGCCCUUCCCGUGGGGCCUCUUUUGGCUACGCAGGGAUUUUUCUGUCAUGUGCCAACUUUAUUGCCCGCCCCCAACUUGAACCCAUCAAAAUAUGCAUUUUGCCUUUCAGUCAUUUCUCCAGAAAGAUAAUUAAACCUUCUUUCCGCACGGCGAAGUUUUGUGGAAGGAGAACGGAGUGAGAAGUCAGGAGAUUGAAAAUCUAAUUUGAUUCAGUCUCUAAUGAGCUAGGUGACCUCAGACAAGUAAUUUCUCAUUUUUGGAUCCUGCUUUCCUCUCUUGUUAAGUGACUAUUUUGGAAUCUUAUGCUCACAGUGCCAACUGUGAAUGUUCAUACUAAAUGUCUAGGUACUGGUUGCUGUGAGUCAAGAUGUCCAGCCUUCUCUCACCCUGUGUGGAAUUUUGUUUUCUGAACCGUCUUCCCUCAGCCUUCUUGACCACUCUUUCAAGAGCAGUUCCAACUGUUACUUAGUACCUUUCUAUUUAGAGGCUGGCAUAAGGGAUUCUAAUCUUGAUCCAAAUCAUAAUUUGUUCUUAAGCAUACUGGGCAGGUCCCCUAUUUUAAGUCAUAAUGUUGUAGUUAGUGCUUCUCUGGCUCUCAGGAAGUAUUAAUAUUGAUAUUAAUAAUAUAGCUAAUAAUAAUAUUGAUAUUUACAUGGAAGCAAAUAAAGA